ACUUUAACGCAGAGGGGCGUGGCCACGGAGGCAAACCUUCCAUAAAAGGCAGGGAGUAGGCGGGGCUCGAACGGAGAGGGCGUGCUCAGGUAUGCAGAUUGUUUUUCUGUGGAGGCGGGGCUUAAUCGCAGCAGGCAGUGCCUUGAAAAUCCUUCCAUAAUAGACUGUAAGGGGCGGGGCUUAUACUGGAGGGAGGCGGGGCCAAGGAUGAAAACCCUCCUAUGGAAGAGAGGCGGGGCUUCACUGCAGGGGGCGUGGCCACUGAUGCAAAUCUUAUGCCGGUGAAGAGGCGGGACCACUGAUUGAAAUUCUUAUAUAGGAGGGAGGCGGGACUUAAGCGCAGGGGGGCGUGGCUACUGAUGCAAAUCUUAUGCCGGUGAAGAGGCGGGACCACUGAUUGAAAUCCUUAUAUAGGAGGGAGGCGGGGCUUAACCUCAGGGGCGUGGCCACUGAUGCAAAUCUUAUGCCGGUGAAGAAGCGGGACCACUAAUUGAAAUCCUUAUAUAGAAGGGAGGCUGGGCUUAACCAGAGGGGGCGUGGCUACUUAUUCAAAUCUUAUGCCGGUAAGGAGGCGGGGCUUAUAUCGAAGGCAGGCAGGGCCGCUGACGAAACCCUUAUAUGGAAGGGAGGCUGGGGCUUAGACAACAGGGGGCGUGGCUACUGAUGCAAAUCUUUCUAUAAAAGGUUUUAAGGAGGCGGGGCUUAUAUUGAAGAAAGGCGGGGCCACUGAAUGAAACCCUUAUAUAGAAAGGAGGCUGGGCUUAACCGCAGAGGGCGUGGCUACUGAUGCAAAUCUUUCGAUGGUAAGGGAUGUGGCUUAAUCGCAGGGGGCGUGGCUACUGAUGGAAACCCUUAUAAUAGAUGCCGAGGGGGGGCGUGGCUUAAUCGCAGGGGGCGUGGCUGCCUUGUUCCCUUGCCUAGGCGCCGCCGAGAAGGGGGCGUGGCUUAAUCGCAGGGGGCGUGGCCAGGGUGUUUUCUCAUAGACUCAAUGGGAAGAGAUCCCCACAAGCUAUCUAGUCCAUCCCGAGCCAUGGCAGGAGCACACAAUCAAAGCACUCCUGGCAGAUGGCCACGCGGCUUCUGCUUGAUGCUGUUUAGAAUGGCCUGGGCCUUUCUGUGGAUCCAGAAGGCGGGGCUUGGGGCUGCUGGAUAAAAGGGGCGGAGGGAAAGAGUCGGAACUCGAACGCAGGUCCUUCUGUGGGCGUUGCAGGCAGAGCUUAUGCAGGCGGAGGCCAUGAAGGAGACAUGCGGAAUUUAUUUGGAGAACCAGUCACGGAGGCGCUACGGGAUCACUUCUCCAAUUAGUGUGGCAUUUCCGAGGGACGUAGAUCGCAUCUACACAGAGAAGCUGAUCGAAGCUAUGAAGCCUUUUGGUGUGUUUGAAGACGAGGAAGAGCUGAAUCGCAGGGUAGUUGUCCUGGACAAACUAAAUAACCUGGUCAAAGAGUGGAUUGCGGAAGUUGGUAAAAAUAAGAACCUCCCCCCUUCAGUGUCAUUGUGUUCCAGUGGCAAAAUAUUGACGUUCGGCUCCUAUCGGCUCGGAGUUCACACGAAAGGUGCUGACAUAGAUGCUCUCUGUAUUGCCCCCAGACACGUGGACAGAUCGGACUUCUUCCAAUCCUUCUUUGAAAAGCUGAAACUUCAAGAUGGCAUCAGAAACUUAAGAGCAGUCGAAGAUGCAUAUGUGCCAGUAAUAAAAUUUGAAUUUGAUGGUAUUGAGAUCGAUCUCGUGUUUGCAAGGCUGGCUCUGCCAACUAUUUCUGACAACCUGGAUCUUCGAGACGAUUCCAGUCUUAAAAGCCUCGACAUAAGGUGUAUUCGGAGCUUAAAUGGUUUCAGAGUCACUGAUGAGAUACUUCAUUUAGUACCAAACAAGGAGAACUUCAGGCUGACACUCAGGGCAAUUAAACUGUGGGCGAAACGACGUGGCAUUUAUUCCAAUAUGCUGGGAUUUCUUGGAGGCGUUUCUUGGGCCAUGCUGGUGGCGAGGACGUGCCAGUUGUAUCCAAACGCUUUGGCGUCAACACUGGUCCAUAAAUUCUUUGUGAUCUUUUCAAACUGGGAAUGGCCCAAUCCUGUCUUAUUGAAAGAACCUGAAGAGAGCAAUCUCAACUUGCCUGUUUGGGACCCCAGGGUAAAUCCAUCUGACCGGUAUCAUUUGAUGCCCAUCAUCACCCCAGCUUACCCUCAGCAGAAUUCAACUUACAAUGUGUCCACUUCAACCCGAGCCAUAAUGGUAGAAGAAUUCAAACACGGUCUCGUGGUUGCAGAUGAGAUUUUUCAAGGAAAGUCGGACUGGCCAAAGCUACUGGAACCACCCAAUUUUUUCCAAAAAUACAAGCAUUACAUCGUCCUGACGGCCAGUUCCUCCACUGAAGAGCACCAUUUGGAAUGGGUCGGCCUAGUAGAAUCUAAAAUCCGUGUACUUGUUGGAAACCUGGAGCGGAAUGAAUUCAUUACCCUCGCACAUGUCAAUCCUCAGUCCUUUCCUGGGAAUAGGACGCAGCCUAAAGAGAGCGAUUAUGUGUCUUUGUGGUUUCUGGGAAUAAUCUUCAAGAAAGCAGAGAAUGCGGAGAGCGUAAACAUUGACUUAACCUACGAUAUCCAGUCAUUCACAGAUACAGUUUACAGACAAGCCAAUAAUAUCAACAUGUUGAAAGAAGGCAUGAAGAUUGAAGCUACUCAUGUGAAGAAGAAACAGCUCCACUAUUACUUGCCUGCAGAUUUGUUGCAGAAGAGGAAGAAGAGCAUGCCGGAUGUUGGGCGCCACACUCGGCUUGUGUUGAAAAGGACAUCUUUGGACAACAGCUACUUAGACUCUUCUAGGGACAUGAAUGGUGCAGCGCAGCUCACUUCAUUUGGUGGUAUAGCAAAACCCAGCAGUCAUCCUCUUUCAAAAGAAAUAGAAAGGCCAGCUGUCUUUCAAAGAACCACCUUCUUUGCAAGUAGAGAGAAGCCACUGAACGUGAUCCAGCCUCCGGUCUCUUCACAGGGGAUGUCCAUUCCAAAUGUCCCUUCGUUCGGAGGAGACACAGCACCACCUCCAUGGGUCCAGAGCAUUUCCAUGAGCCUUGAACAGAAUACAAUUCCUGCAACUCUUGAGACCAUUUCCGCUGAUUCCUUGGACGACACGGCUUCUGCGAGCAUUAAAAAUAGUUCUGCACAGAAACGGGUUCAUUCGCCUGCCUCAGGAGACGCUCUGAAACGGCUGAAAGACACAGAGAAGCAAAGCCUUGGAAAAACUAUGCCUUUUCAAACAGUUGGCACACUAAGAUCACAGCGGCUUCCUAGUAAAGAAUUGCCAGAUUCAUCUUCACCGGUUCCAACAAGUAGCAUUCGUGUUGUGAAAAACUCCAUCAGAUUGACUCUUAACAGAUAGCAGUCCUUCUUCAGGAAAUGGUACUGCACGGACUUGAGCUGCCAUUGAAUGUUUCAAGCUGCCAUUUCUAAAACCCGUGACCUGUGGUUAGACUUCUACUGUAUUCCCUGGGACGUCUGCCUUUAUUUUCACUCUGCAGAUGCAUAGAUUUAUUUUAAGACUUUGAGUUUAAACUAUUUUGUUUGGGGUGGGAAAUUUUCUUUUGUUAUUUUGUUAUGAAAAACCAAAAAAAAAUUAUGAAAACUUGGGUUUGAAUUUUUUUUGUUUUGUUUUGGGGUGGGAAAUGAAAAAAAUAUAUAAAAAUAUCAUGCGCUUCUAUAUAUACUUUCCCUUAAAAGAGGCUGCAUACAGACCACUUAACCCUGGUGUAAUUCUACUUUGAAGUCAGUGGAAUUACAGCAGUGCAAGGAGUCUGAAUUUCUCUCUUUAAGUAUAUUCUUAAUACAGUUGUUAUAAUCAGGAAAUCAAGACCCAAUGCUAAUGAUGUGGAAGAGCCAACUUUUCUGCUGAGCUGAUUGAUAGGUAAUUUUUGUGUCUGGCAAUGUAUACAGAAAUAUCUUUAUGGCCCAAAUCUUAUGUGGUUAUGAAAGAAUACCAGCUUCUAUAGCAGGCAUGGGCAAACUUUGGCCUUCCAGGUGUUUUGGACUUCAAUUCUCACAGUUCCUAACAGCCAAUAAGCUGGCUGGGAUUUCUGGAAGUUGAAGUCCAAAACACUUGGAGGGCCGAAGUUUGCCCAUGCCUUUUCUAUAGUGAGCAAAAAAAGACAUAUGCGUGUAUAGGUCACCUUUGCACCUGCAUAUGUUGCUAGUCAAUCUAUCUGUGUUUGUGGCCAGAGGUGCUUCUCUUUUGCAGUCCACAAUCCCAUUACAAAAUAUUGCACCUAUAUCAAUGCACUGUGUAAAUGUCAAAUUAAAAAAAGAACUCCCUCUCAUGGAGGUUCACAAAAUUUAAAACCCCUAGGACACAAUUGAGCCAUAGUUUAAGCACAUUGAAGCCCCCAAGAAUAUGAAUGAGAUGCAAGUGCAAAUCGGCCUUUUUUUUUGUACCCCCUUCACCCAAAUUUGAAAUUAUGGGAGUUCAAUGUGCCUAAAUUUUUGCUGAAUUGCACUCUGGGUUUAUUAAAAAAAUUAAUAAAUCUGGCACAAUAAUGAAAUGCUAAGUAUGAUGGUUAAAAUAAAUAGGAAUUGUGUGCUUCCCAGACUGCAAGUCCUACCAUUCCUUUCCAUUGGCUGUGGCUGCUGGUAUGUGUAGUCCCAACAACAUCCGGAUGACCACAUGAUUCCCACCCAUAUUAAAGACCUUGUUGUAGGGACUUAACUCAUACUGUAAAGUAGGCAUGGGAAAACUUGGGCUUUCAGGUGUUUUGGACUACAACUCCCACCAUUCCUAACAGUCUCAGGCCCCUUCCUUUUCCCCCUCAGCCACUUAAGAUGAAGCUGUUAGGAAUGGUGGGAGUUGAAGUCCAAAACACCUGAAAGCCCAAAUUUGCCCAUGGCUGAUCCUAAAGUAUAUUUAUCUUAACUGUUGAAAAGAGACCAAAACUAUUCCUUGUAUCCUAUCCUGAAGACAUAACAUCUCUUAGCCUACUUUGCUGUGUUACUCCUUUCCUUGUCUUAAUUGUGGCAAAGAAUACUGAAUGGUUUUUUUUUUUUGCAAUGUUCUGUUCCAAAUAACACAAUUAAACAUUAUAUUAUCCAAUUUAAGAUCACUCAGCUCUACCAAAAAAAUAUGCAUCCCCAAAAAAGCUAUCAGUGUCUCCUGCAAUGUCAUGAAAAGAAAAUCUAGUUUAUGUGUCUUAAAUUAAGUAUUGUCUUGUUUUUGUAUUUAAAAAAAGAGAAUAUAUAUUCAGAAUAUUUUUGUAUGUACUGUAUAAUCAUCUUUUUCAAAGAAAAAUCUAAAAAAUCUA
Molecule: messenger RNA, 5285 nt
Organism: Anolis carolinensis (green anole)
Lineage: Eukaryota; Metazoa; Chordata; Lepidosauria; Squamata; Anolidae
Gene: papolg
Product: poly(A) polymerase gamma
Exons: 22
Coding region: 1220-3379 (719 amino acids)
Cellular component (GO): nucleus
Molecular function (GO): RNA binding; poly(A) RNA polymerase activity
Source: RefSeq, a predicted model, not a curated record